Closterium sp. NIES-67 is the source of this 241-nucleotide messenger RNA. NCBI's taxonomy places the organism in Eukaryota, Viridiplantae, Streptophyta, Zygnematophyceae, Desmidiales, Closteriaceae. The record is from the annotation of a GenBank genome assembly.
CGGAGGAAGGGAUGGUGGAGGAGCAAGAAGAGGAGGAGGAGGAGGAGGAGGAGGAGGAAGAGGAGAAUGAGGAGGAGGAGGAGGAAGAGGAGAAUGAGGAGGAAGAGGACGUAGUGAAUGAGGAGGAAGAAGAAGAGGAGAAUGAGGAGGAGGAUGAAGUGGAGGAUGAGGAGGAGAACGAGAAGGAGGAAAUGGACGAGGAGGAAGAGUAGAGCCGAGCGAGCUGGCCAAUCACAAAGCG